Gracilinanus agilis (Agile Gracile Mouse Opossum) is the source of this 3452-nucleotide messenger RNA. RefSeq names its product polo like kinase 5 (inactive) (gene PLK5). Gene Ontology annotation, molecular function: protein binding; protein serine/threonine kinase activity; ATP binding. The transcript is spliced from 15 exons. Gene Ontology annotation, biological process: protein phosphorylation; mitotic cell cycle; regulation of cytokinesis. NCBI's taxonomy places the organism in Eukaryota, Metazoa, Chordata, Mammalia, Didelphimorphia, Didelphidae. The coding region runs from base 1 to 1875 and encodes 624 amino acids. Gene Ontology annotation, cellular component: spindle pole; centrosome; nucleus. The record is from RefSeq and is a predicted model, not a curated record.
AUGGAGCUGAGAGUACCCAGGAGAAGGGGGGCCCAGGAGCCUGUAGCCUCCUUCCUCCGGGACCCGAGCACAGGGCGCAUCUACAGGCGGGGGCGACUGCUGGGCACGGGUGCCUUUGGCAGAUGCUACAAACUGACUGACAUGUCCACCAAUCGAGUGUUCGCCCUCAAGGUGGUGCCCUGGGAAAGACUCAGUGGGCCAGACCAGUGGGGGAAGAGGGGGCCACCUUCCCGCCGGCAAGUAGAGCGAGAGAUUGAGCUCCACAGCCAGCUUAGGCACAGGAAUGUGGUUGGCUUCCAUGGACAUUUUGCUGAUCGGGACAAUGUCUAUUUGGUGUUAGAGUACUGCAGCCGCAAGUCCUUGGCCCAUGUCCUGAAGGCCCGGAAGACACUGACUGAGCCUGAGGUCCGCUACUACCUGCGGGGCAUUGCGGCUGGCCUACGUUACCUCCACCAGCAGGGUAUCAUCCACAGAGACCUCAAGCUCAGUAACUUCUUCAUUACCAAGAACAUGGAGGUGAAGAUCGGAGACUUGGGACUGGCUACAAAAGUGGGGCCGGGGGGGCACUGCCAUGGCGGACUCUGUGGGACACCCAACUACCUGGCCCCAGAGGUUGUCUCCCGAAAGGGUCAUUCCUUCCAGUCGGACAUCUGGGCUCUUGGCUGUAUCGUGUACACAGCACUGACAGGCUCCCCCCCGUUCAAGGCCAGCCCGCUGCCUGAAAUGUAUCAGAACAUCCGGGACGCCCGCUAUCCCGUGCCCAGUCACCUCUCACCCAAUGCCCGAAGGCUGAUUGCCCGCCUGCUGGCCCCCAACCCCGCUGACCGGCCCAGCCUCGACCAGGUCCUGGAGGAUGACUUCUUCACCCAGGGCUUCACUCCAGACCAGCUGCCUCCACGAUCCUGCCACACAGCCCCUAUCUUCACCAUCCCCCAGCCUUUGGACAAACUCUUUCAGAAGGCCACCCAACUGUUUCUGGCCAUGGCCCAGCGCCGAGCCCCACGAUCAUUUGUCCCAAAGAUGUCAACAACCCCAGCCCCAGAGGACCCCCAGAAGACUCCCGGGGAAGCAGGCAAUGAGGGUCUUUCUCCUUCUCCCCACAAGUCAGAAGCCCAUGAGGAAGAAACUGAUCCCCAAGUACCUUACCCAGAGAUCCCUAUCCACCUACUCCUACGGAGGAGCCUUAGGAGUCACCCACCUGGCACAGAAGAGUCGCCAGGAUUCCCAGGUGAUGGGGCUGAGGUGGCUGCCAGGCUCCUGAAGAAUUGUCUGGAUUUUAUGCCAGCAGGGGAGCAAGACCCACCUGGGCGGCAGCAGCCUGUACUGUGGGUCACCAAGUGGGUGGAUUAUUCCAACAAGUACGGGUUUGGCUACGAGCUCUCUGAUGGCAGCACCGGGGUCCUUCUCCGGGAUGGCACCCACAUCUCUCUCCAGCCAGCCCUGGGGUGCAUCAGCUACUGUCCAGUUCAGGGUGAGGUGGUGACCUUUUCCUGGAGGGAUAUUCCUGACUCCUUGGGCACCAAAGUAGCCGUUCUGCAGCUUUUCACCCGCUACAUGCAGCGGUGGCUGUUAGAGGGAGGGCGUCUUCCCACACAGCCCAGCCUCAAGCCUGGCCCUGGCUUCUCCUUGCUCCAUUUCCUCAAGUCAGACCAGGCCCUGCUCCUGCUCUUCAGUGAUCAAACGAUGCAGGUCAACUUCUACCAUGACCACACCAAACUGCUGCUGAACUGGGCAGGAGAAGAACCUCUGCUCACCUACAUUGACCAGGAGCGGCUGGCCACCUCACAUCCCCUGGGCACCCUGCAAUGCUAUGGCUGCAGUGAGGCCCUGCGCCAGCGCCUCGACUAUACUCUCCACCUGCUCCAGACCUUCUAGCACCCUUUCCUUGACCCUCUGGGAUAGCAGGGGGAGGAGGCGGGGGUCUGCAGGGUGGCCAUUUAAGGUUACUGAGCACCUGUGGCUGCCUAAACCCCAAAGAUGAGAAGAAGCCAGGAAGUUGCAAGAGGGAAGACUGCAAGUAGAGAAGAUAUGGUCCCUCAGAGAUUAAGGGAGCAAAGGGCCCAGGAGGUACCGAGGGUCAUUGGCAGGUUGGGUGGGAUCCAGGGAGAAAUGGAAAAUAGGAGAGCUGAGGAGGGGUGGCAUGUAGAAGAGGAUGAAGGCCAAGAGUUUGGGGCAUGCCAGGGGUAAGGAGAAUUCUAGAGAAUUCUCUGGAAGAGGCCUUAGAGACUUUCUAGGCCAAACCCUUCAUUUACUAGAUGGGGAUACUGAGGCCCAGAGAAGGGAAAGGACUUGGCCAAGGACACAGAGUAGAAGAGCCAGGAUUAGAACCCAGGACUUCUCACUCUCAGUCCACUGCUCCAUUCCCUAUCCCACACUGUCCAACUUCCAGGACAGCCAGUAGCUAUCAGGACUGGAGCAAAAGCCAAAAGGAUGGGCAGAAGCAAAGACAAGUGAAAAAAAGGUGAGCUGGAGUAAUUUCCUUUGGCCACCGAGGUCAGGGCUGGGGUUGACCUGGCACCAAGACUGGACUAAAAACAACAUCAACGAAACUUAAUGGGCCUAAAUGCAAAGUUCUGCACUUGGGUUCAAAAAAAUUAACUUCCAAAAUAUAAGACUGGGGAGACACCGCCAGAGAGAUCGUGUGAAAAGGAUCUGGGUUUUUCAGUCUUCACAGACACUGCAGCCCCCCAAAACUCAAUACGAUCUUGGGCUGUAGAAGAAAGAGAAAGCAUGGAGAAGGAAGAAGGUGGGAGACAAAGGGCCCCCUGCCCUGGUCAGACAUCUAGAGGACGGUGUUCUGAUUGAGGAAGGACUCUGACAAGUUGGAGUGGAUCUGAAGGAUGGCCUGCCAGUCCAGGGAGGGGAUUGGAAAUCAUGACACACCAAAAUCAGUUGAAGGAACUUGGGGAUGUUAGCCUGGAGAAGAAAGCCUGCCUCGGGCAGGGGCAAGGGUGGAAGAGACAUGACAGUUGGUGUUGGUUUUGUUUUUGUUUUUCCAAAUAUGUGGAGGUCUGGCAUGUAGAAAAGGGAUGAUUUACUUGAUUUCAGACUCGUUCUGCCUGAUCCUGGAGAGCAGAACUAGGAGCACUGAAUGGAGGUUGCAGGAAGGAAAUGUGGGAGAAAUCUGGCCCACAAUGAAAUGGUUUGCCUUGAGCGUAGGGAGCAGUCUGUCUCUGUCAAACCACCGUUAGUCAGGGCUGUCGUGGACUCAUGUUGCAGGAAGAAGGCCCUCCAAAGCCCCUUCCAACUCUUCUGACUGAUUAAAUACUCAGUUUGGGCUGAGAGGGGAUGGUGGGACAGGGGUCUCAGCAGCUGGGUUUGGCCUGGGGUAGGCAAGCAAAGGCCAAAAGGUCCAGGUGGGAGCUGAAAUGGGGCAGGGGAAUCCUGCAAGGUGGUCACUGUGCUGGACUGAGCUCCUCAAUGGUCUUUUUCAUUAAAGGAAAAAGCUGGUA